CGUGACUCCAUCGAUUAGGUCUGCAGCACUUUUCUUGCUCUCGAUCUGAUCAGUCAUUCUAUUGUGUCUCCAUUUAAUUGACCAGGGUCUUGAAUCUUGAGGUAGUUGCAUCUAAUUCAGACCCACUGUCAACAUGACCCGGCCAAUUGACUUAGGGCACGCUCUGCUCCAAGCCACGAACUCACUGCUACAGCUGCGAUUCAGCGCGACAGCAAAUUUCACUGAAGUCGCCGUUGGUCCGAAUUCAAGCCCAAGGAUCAGCUUCAAAGACUGGAAAGACCUCAAGUCAUUGUGGAUCACAGAGGCCCCAGAACUCGAGCUACGCAUCUUUGUAGCUGCUGACCCUCCGAUUGAGACCACGAGACCCAAAUUCGCUGCAGCUCUGGAGGAAGGGCUUUGCAAUUCAAAGGUUUGGCCCGAUUUGGGAUUCGACAUUAUCCACAAGAGUCGCACCAAAAUGGGGAUUUCUGCAGCUCCAGGAACUCAUCGCCUUGAGUUUGGUCUCUGUCGGAGGGAGUCGCUAAGUGCCCCUGAAAAUACUGGAAGACUUCCUCCUAUCUUGCAAAGUACGCCAGAAGCUCACGCCCCUCCCAGUGUCCCAGCAGUGUGUCUGGCAUCCAUUGACCUACAUCUGCAAUAUGCAUACUGCCCCGACAUGCAACAACCGGAGACACAAAUCGUGGAGCAACCGAGAUACAAACAUAAAGAUGAGACUGAGACUCCGCUUGGAUCUUGCUCGAUGGAAUAUACUCAUUCAAUCGGAAAAUUUGCAGUUGCGACUUUUGUUCUGUCUACCAAACAAGAAUCGGUCCUCCCACUUGACCAGCCUUUCAAUAUGGAUGAGAGCAGGCAUGUUGGGCCUGAAAGGCAAAAGCCUCAAAUUGAGACCAUUGAACAACUUUCACUACAGUUUUUGGAUCUUUUCGACUUUGGCCUACAAAGAUUGAUUCUCCCGGGUGUUAUCAGAAACCAUCGCAUCAAAGUGGUUGGUAAAAACAAACUUCAAAAUCUGUCCGUACUUGCACCUGCAGUCUUGAAUCCCGAAUACCGCGAAGCGAUGAAACAGCGGGCAGUGUCUCUUUCCACAAUCAGCCGGUCACUCAUGUCGAUGCUCGAAAACAACAACAACCCUGACAUCCAGAGCAAAAUGUCUGCUGCAUUACAGGAGUCAACCAGCCCUGGCGGAUCUUCGGUAUCAAGCACCCCGCGUGACAACACAACCUCACUUACAACAAACUUCGAGUCCGCAAUAAAGUCAUCGUUAUGGAGCAUUGCGCAGCAUAGGCUGUCCAAUGUCAAAGCCUCCAAAAGAUCUGGAUCAUUCUUCGAGUCAAAUUGCGUAUCAGGAAAGUCUUCCAUCUAUUCAGAUGAUGACAUUAUUCUGCUAAAACCCGCAGAGCAAGAAUUUGAUUCAGAUAGCGAGAUGUUAGGACUGGACAGCGAUACCAAUCUUCCUCCAAACAUGAACCAUCCUCGGGCGUUGGAUGAGCUGCUAUCCGAAGGCAGCAGUAUGCUUAGUUUUGGAGACCUUCAUGAAUCAACUCAGGGAACUGAAAUAUCUCAAACAACACAGACAUCUAUUGAGAGUCUUUCACAGGUAUCCGAGUACCUGCCUUCGAACUUGGAUGAUCUUGAUAUUCUCCUUUCGGAUGAGAUCUUGAUGGAGGAAGGCGUUGAUGCAGAUGAGGGUUUCGAGUGCAUGGACUUUUGUUAGUCUCUACAAACCAUAAUGGCCUAGGAUGAUGAUGCUACAUAUUUGCA
This is a messenger RNA of Penicillium brasilianum, 1761 nucleotides long. The record is from the annotation of a GenBank genome assembly. Lineage: Eukaryota; Fungi; Ascomycota; Eurotiomycetes; Eurotiales; Aspergillaceae.